Molecule: messenger RNA, 4845 nt
Organism: Drosophila gunungcola (fruit fly)
Lineage: Eukaryota; Metazoa; Arthropoda; Insecta; Diptera; Drosophilidae
Product: transmembrane protein 94
Source: RefSeq, a predicted model, not a curated record
AGUGUGACCGCACUGCGCAUAGAACUGUUGCAAACACUUUAUCGGCGAAACCAAAACUAAACAGAAGCAAAGUUUGGUAAACUAUGCUGUAGGCGGACGUAAAUUCUGGAACUGCAGCCGCGCAGGAGCAAGUCGAGAGGAAAAUGGCCGCGGCAAGUGCGGAAAAGCGGACGAGUCCGGAGCACCAGCAGCGGGGAUUGACCACCAAAGUGGCGCUGCGGCGUCUGCAUGAGGAGAUUGAAAGGGUGCUCCACGAACACGAGCGGCAAUACGGCACGGAAAGCUCCUAUCGAAAGUUGCGGGCGGCAUUUGUGAAGCGUUACGACAGCCCACUGGGAUGGCUUUCCAUUGGAGCCAGUUUGCUGGCCAGCGGAGCACUCCUCAUCACGGGCAUGUUGUGGCCGGCUCUGUGCCUCCUGGCCAUCCUGACCCUCGAUCUUUUCGUCGUGGUGCGGGAGAACAACCUGCGGCGCACGGAGAUCUUCCGGAAAACACGACAUGCCAUGGCGGAACUGCAACUGGCGGAGCAGCAUUUCAGCGAUGAUUGGCAGCCAGCUAAUUAUCCACACCUGAGCAAUCCCAUGUCGCCCUGCGUUUCGCUGCAGUGGACCUAUCGUGAUGGCAAGAUUGUCAAUCUGCCCUGGGCUUUGCUUGUGCGCGGAGAUCAUAUUGUUCUACGGCCGGGUCACAUUUCUCCCGGUCCCUGUCACGAACUGGAAUCGAACAAAUUCUUUGCGGCCAACGAAAUCUAUGGCGCAGCGCCGCAUGGCGAUCCUCCCGUGAAGCCAGUGGCCCGGCCGCCACUGCCCGAUCUUGUGUGCUGCCUGGAAGGCACACCCUACCUGGACAACCUCACGGUUUGCUUGAAGCAAUCCCUGAAGCGACCGCCCACCAUCUACAAUCAGCAGCGCUAUCUGCUGGUCACCAAGUACAUACAGCAGUGGGGCUUCAUCAGUGCCCUGGUUAUCACGCUCAUCUCGGGCUUACUGCGACUCCAUGGCUAUGGCCUGCCCACCGACGAGAAACACAACUGGCGCUUCGUGCUCAUCGAAUCCCCGGCGGCGGCUAUUAUACCUCUUCUCCCCCUGAUCUUUCCGCUCAUGUGGAUAUCCAUGAAUCUGUGGGGCAUUGCGAGGCUUCAGUGCUUUCUGAAAACCCCACAGGCUUCGCUGGAGAAGAGCACAAGCAAAUCGUUCGAGGAGGAUCUGGACACGCCUUCGUAUGACUACCAAAAUGUGUCCCUGCUUCGCUCCAAUGUCUUCCGCAUCUGGAUGCAGUUGUGGCGCGGCGAUAGUGAACUGUUGCCGCGCUCAGCCAAUUUGGUACAGGUGCUGGGCUCCAUUUCGGCGCUCUGCUGCGUGGACAAGAAGGGCAUCCUGUCGUGGCCCAAUCCCACUGCCGAAAAGGUAUUCUUUCUGCACAACACCGACGAGGAGGCGCGCGAGGAUGGAGCGGGCAGUCAGUCAUCGUCGCAGAGCGAAAGCGACGAUGUGCCGGAAGUGGAUGAGGAUCACAAGGAGCGGGGCAUAGUGGCCGAAGUGCUGGACCUAACGCACGACCAGCACUGCCCGUUCCGUCUGGAGUUCGACGAUCACGAAUGGAAGGCGCACAUCAAGUCCCUGAAGCCACUGGGCCUGGCCAUUCUGCUAAACACCUGUUCGCCGCUCACACACGAGCAUUAUGCACAAUUCUGCGGCCAUGUCACCGCCGUGGCCAUGCUCGACAAAGAUUUGGUGCCCGUGACUAAUCGACGCUGCCUGUGCGAAUUGGCCAAGCAGAUCGGAUUCACCGACCAUGCCACCGAUCGCUUCGCGCUGGAAGGUCAACUGGCCAGCUACCGGCAUUUGCAACCAGAUGUGGUACGCAGGGACAUUCGCUUCGCCCGGCAGCUGCAGCUGUCCACCAAGGUGAAGGUUCCGUUUCCGCACUCCCUGUCCGUGGUGAUGCGCGAGAAUCCAGGAGGCUAUCUGUCGCUCUUCACCCAGGGAACGGCUGAUAUCAUUUUGGACUGCUGCGACGACUUUUGGGAUGGCAUAGACCUGCGCCCGCUGUCCGCACAGGAUCGGAAAAGGGCACUGGACUUUUACCAGCGCAGUGCGUUGACCUCCUACUGCACGGCCUUCGCCUAUCGUCCCCUGCGGCACGGAAUCCAUGGGGCACUGAGUGGCCCCCAGCGGAGCGGAGGUGAGUGUCUGUAUCUGGAGUUGCCGCCGGAGUCGAAGCUGCGCAUGCAGCAUGUGGACAAGACGCACUGCGACUUCCAGGGCGGCCAUCAUGUGAAGUUGAGCCACAGCAUCAGCACGGAUUCGUUGCUUUUCUCGGAGAGCAAGGACGAGGAGUGCAACGAUGUGGAGGGCUGCUUCGAGAUGCAGUGCCACCAGGUGUUCAUCGGCAUGGUCACGAUGCAGUAUCAGGCACAAAACGACAUUGUUCGGCUGGUCGAGCAUCUGGAGCGGGCCUGCAUUCGCUUUGUGCACUUCAGCAAGGAGAACGAACUGCGCUCGCGGGUCUUCUCCGAAAAGAUGGGCCUGGAGUCCGGCUGGAACUGCCACAUAUCGCUGCUAAGCGAACCGGAGACGGAGAACGAGAAGGAUCGCAGCGCCACUGCCAAGGCAGCCAAGGAGUUGCCGCCGGAACAUAUUGGUAAAGUCCAAGUUACAACCCCAACCACUGCCAUAGCCACAACAGACCAUGAGAACAUGAGCCAUCAUCCCAGUGCCAGAGUCAUGUACAUAUCGCCCCCAGCACCAGCAUCCACAACCGCAAACGAAUUCGAAACCAUAACCGCUGCUAAAACCACUGAUAUUAUAGGUGAUGGCCCUGAGAAAAGUUACCUUCUGGGGCCACCAAACAAUCUGGAGUCCUCGAAAACGCUGAGCUCCUCAGCUCCUGGUGCCAUUUCCAAUCCGGAUGAGUGUAAUCCGCUCAACAGUGACGCGGCCUCUUCGCCGGACAACGAGGGCAGCAAGGACAGCUCGCAGGAGAGCUCUCCGAAGAGUAAGCAACCGAGGGAAACCGAACUGGAGGCGGAAACCGAUCCUGGCAAGCACAAGCAGCAGCGUCAUUCGCUGGACUCGGCCAUGGAUGAAAACUGCCGCUCGCUGAGCACACUCACCGAGAGCACGGAUCAGAGUGCACCCAUCAACUUCGACAUGUCCAACAGGGCCAAGUUGCCGCGAGGCAUUGAGAACAUCAGGCCGCAUUUGGAGCAGGUGGACAAUGUACCGCUGCAGGUCUCCCUCUUCACAGACUGUUCGGCGGAGGCCACGCGCCAAAUGCUGGACAUCAUGCAGUCCUACGGGGAGAUAGUCGUCUGCCUGGGCAGCUCGGCUAGCAAUGCCAAUGCGGAUAUUUUUCUGCAGGCGGAUUGCAGUAUAGCUGUGGAGCCACUGUAUCCGCAGGUGUGCCAGGAUGUAGAUGCCUACACGGAAUCCAAUAUUCAGCACAACAAGCUGCUGUGGCAGCGCCAGUCGAAGGGCAAGGCCAAGGGCAACAACGAUGCGGAGGAGCUGCUGGAGUCGGGUCUGCAGGGAUGCGCCAUGCAGACGCCGGCGCACACCAUCUCACCGUUGUAUCUCAGUCGGCUUCUGAACUCACUGCCCUGCUCCAUUGCCGUCUGUCGCGACGACCCGCUUUCGCUGGUGGCCAUAAUUGAGCUGUCACGACGCUUCUCGCUGGGAUUGUGGAACUGCAUCCAGUACUGGGCCUGCUGCGCCGGCUCCAUCUCCAUCCUAAACGUGCUGUGCGCGUGCCUCUCCUUGCCGCCGCUCCUCACCCCGCUGCUUGCCAUCUAUCUGAUGUGCGUGCCGGUGCCGCUAAUAGCCAUCUCCCUCGCCCACAUCGACGUCGAUCCCAAGAUCAUGAACAGGGCCACCAGCAAAAAGCAGACCGACUACGAUUCGCGCGCUUUUGCCUUUGUCAUGUGGUGCUACGGCUGCAAGUUCAUCGUUCUGGUCGCAACCAUGCUCGUUUCCUACUGGAUGUUUUUAUCUGAGCCAAGACUAAACCCUGCCACAGAAGCUACUGAAGAUACAAUUGCAUUAGAUUUCGAAGCUGACGAUGAUGAUGACGAUGAGGACUUCUACCAAUUUCUUUAUUUCGCUCGAAGCUGUGCCUUGCUGGGGAUCAUACUACACUUUGUUUUUAUAUCCUUUACAUUUGUGCAUCGUGAUCAUGCGCUCUGGCAGCGAAAUCCAUUUACCAAUCGAAUUUGGGCCAUUACCUGCUUAUUGUUGGUCCUCUUCCAUGGUGUAACAUGUUUUGUGCAAUUGCUUUUGGAGGAUUUCGACGAACAGUUGCCCAAAUUGUGGGUGGCCAUGUUGGUCUUGUUUGGCGGAUGUUUGCUGAGCAUGUUUGUCAGUGAGCUAGCAAAGUUCCAGGAGAACAAGGUCAAUGCGCGCUAUCAGCGUCGUGCGCGUCUUGACUUUGGCACCAAAUUGGGCAUGAACUCGCCCUUCUGAGAAUCACGGCUAAGACUAAGACCAAACGAAACGAAAAGACGCCAAUGUUACACACAUGUACUUAGUGCCAAGGCUGUAAAUAACACCACCACUCAACACACGCUAUUUCUUAUUACUUUAACGAUACGAUACAUUACAGACUAACCAUUGGGGUAUUUCAAAGCCGUUUGUUUGACUUUGUUUUUAGAAUCGGCCAAAGUUAUUUUACCCACCAUUUGUACUUCCACGUGUUUAUUUUAGUUUUGCGACAACACAUUUGUUAUUCUUGUUUCUAAAACGGUUUGUUUCGAGUUCCUUGUUUCAAUGAGAGAUAACUUUGUGUACUAACAUUUAAAAGACUUGCAAUUAAUGUAUGAAAUAUAUGUAUGUAUGAUAAAACUGAAAA